This is a messenger RNA of Ostrea edulis (European flat oyster), 1767 nucleotides long. RefSeq names its product endonuclease III-like protein 1. Bases 221 to 1258 code for a protein of 345 amino acids. Gene Ontology annotation, molecular function: DNA-(apurinic or apyrimidinic site) endonuclease activity; oxidized pyrimidine nucleobase lesion DNA N-glycosylase activity; DNA binding. The record is from RefSeq and is a predicted model, not a curated record. The transcript is spliced from 4 exons. Gene Ontology annotation, cellular component: nucleus. Lineage: Eukaryota; Metazoa; Mollusca; Bivalvia; Ostreida; Ostreidae. Gene Ontology annotation, biological process: base-excision repair; nucleotide-excision repair; base-excision repair, AP site formation.
GCCUUCCGAUGUGCAAGCGGGAACCAGGCUACAUGAAUGGAUUGCUUGCACUUAGGAAAGCACAGAAGGAUAAAAAAAAGGUUUUGAAUUAGAAAUAAAUUAUGCAAUAUACAGGGUAAAAAAUUACGUAUGCCGCAGUUGUAAGCAUUUUAAUUGGCGCUGUUCAAAGUGAAAGUGAAACCGGAUGUACCUUGGACAGUGACUUUUGGCGGCAAUUUACAUGCUGCCAAUACUCAUCCAGUGGAUCCCACGCAAGACUUUUUUAAAGUCUUAUGAUCGGUUAUUUAAUCGUAAUUUUAAGUCAUUCCUUAUAUUUAACAGCAUGGAGUCGCCGUACUUUAGUCACCCAGUUACUAGAUCUCACCUUACUGUUAAAGUGAAAGUAGAAAACGAAUCAAGAUCUCUUCAUACAUCCUCAAAUGAAACUUUUAUUAACCCUUCAACUAGAAAAAGGAAACUGAAGGGAAAAGUUGAAAUAAAAUAUGAAGAGACUGAACCAGAACAAGUUAACAGUGCGAAGAAGGAAGGUUCUUCUUGGGAACCAUCGCUGUGGAGAGAUCAACUUAAAAAUAUAUAUGAAAUGAGGAAAAGCAGGGAUGCACCAGUAGAUACCAUGGGUUGUGAUGUCAUAAGUGACACUCUUGCUUCCCCAGAGGUGUACAGAUACCAAGUACUGGUGUCACUCAUGCUUUCAAGUCAAACAAAGGACCAGAUAACAUCAGCUGCAAUGAAGAAAUUGAGAGAACAUGGUUGUAACAUUGAUAACAUUCUGCAAACCUCGGAUCAAGUUCUGGGAGAGUUGAUCUAUCCUGUUGGUUUUUGGAAGAGAAAAGUGGAAUUCAUAAAGAAAACUACAAAAAUUCUUCAAGAUGAAUAUAACGGAGACAUCCCGGAUUCUGUGGAGAAACUUUGCAAGCUGCCGGGUGUAGGACCAAAGAUGGCGUACCUGGUGAUGAAGUGUGCAUGGAAUGAGAUCACAGGCAUUGGGGUGGACACACAUGUUCAUCGGAUUUCCAAUCGACUCAAAUGGGUGAAAAAGCCAACCAAACAGCCAGAGGACACCAGGAAAGCAUUACAGGACUGGUUACCAAGGGAAUACUGGAGUGACAUCAAUCAUUUGCUGGUUGGAUUUGGACAACAGACAUGUUUACCUGUAGGACCAAGAUGUUACGAAUGUCUGAACAAAUCCAUCUGUCCUGUGGGUAAAACAAACAAUAAGAUACCCUCACCAAGGAAAAUCAAAAAAGAAGAAACUUAAAUGCUAGAUGUUACGAAUGUCUGAACAAAUCCAUCUGUCCUGUGGGUAAAACAAACAAUAAGAUACCCUCACCAAGGAAAAUCAAAAAAGAAGAAACUUAAAUGCUAGAUGUUACGAAUUCUGAACAAAUCCAUCUGUCCUGUGAGUAAAACAAACAAUAAGAUACCCUCACCAAGGAAAAUCAAAAAAGAAGAAACUUAAUUGCUAUAGUGGUCACACAGGCACACACAAAUUGUAUGUAGUAUUUACUGAUAAUUGUACAAUUGUGUUGGACAAUUUCUUUGGUUCUGUUUUAUCAUGUGAAUCUUAUAUAGUGCUCACAUACAAAUUGUUUGUAUACAUGUAUUUUCUGAUAAUUGUACAAGAUACACAUUGUGUUUGACACUCAUGAUGUCAGAAUGUGUUAUGUCUUGUUAUUUGUAUGUGUGGGUGCAUGUAUUUGAAUAUAUUACGUUAUUUCAUUCAUGUAGUAUUGUAGAGAAAAAGUGAUUUAAUUAAAAAAAACAAAA